Molecule: messenger RNA, 207 nt
Organism: Arvicanthis niloticus (Nile rat)
Lineage: Eukaryota; Metazoa; Chordata; Mammalia; Rodentia; Muridae
Source: RefSeq, a predicted model, not a curated record
AUGAGCUCCGUGCUGGCAAUCUUCUUGCAGGAACUCCCAGGCCCGGUUCUGGUCCUGGGGAUCUUCCUGCCUGUGACAUUGCUGCUUCUCCUCCUGAUUGCCUACUUCAGGAUCAAACUGAUGGCAGUUGAAGAAGAACUAGCUCAGACUUCUGAUCACCAGAACAAGUUUGGUCCUUCCCCACACAAGAGGAGGAGACAAAGGUGA